AUGGCUCCUCCAAAAUCUUCUAGUAGCAAAAAUUCUAAGAAGGCUCAAGAUUUAACUCUUCAUCCUGCGCAUGAUUUGAAGGGACCAAUGACUAUUGGAAACCAACAAUAUGUUCCUGAACCUCCCAAUGAGAGAGAGAAGGAAUGUAUAUAUAAAUCCCAGGUAUUAAUUCCUGUUCUUGUUUCUGGAAUUUGUCACGCUAUGUUAGGUCCACUUCCCAAUCCAGAUAUUAAACCAGAUCUUUUAAAAGAUUUUUUUCCCACCUAUUUCCAUACCAAACCCAUAGGUGCUGGAGUGAAACCUCAACCUCAAAAGAAAACUGUAGAACAAAAUGACCCACAAAGUUCAACUGAUGAUGGAGAGUUGAGUUUAACUUAUUUGAAUUACACUAGGAUCUUCAGAACCUGUCCAUGGUCGAAAGACCCUUCAGACUAUUUAUCUUGGCUAGAUAAAGUUGAAAAAAUUAAAGGAGAUUUCUGGAAGGAAGUAGGUAUUUUUGACCUCAUUCAAUUGUCGAGAGCAGGACCCAACAUUUGCCCCAAUAUGCUUUUAACUUCCCUCUAUUUUUGGGACAGUACCUAUAACACUUUUCACCUUCCUUGUGGGAUGGUUACGCCCACUCUCUUCGACGCAGUAGCCAUCGUUGGCCUUCGCCCUAAUGGGAUAGAUUUCAACCCCACCAACCUAAAUGAAGACACUAUAGCUUUCGACACUAGCUUUGCUCCAUACUCUUUAUUCAUGUCUCAUUAUCAUGACAAGGAUACCACAGAAGUCUCGGAUGUCGAACAUAUAGCCUUUUUGACUCUGUGGCUAUCAAAAUAUGUGUUUUGCCCUCGUUCCCUCCAAGUUGCCAAGAGAUUCAUCACUAUGGCCAAUCAGCUUCACGCAGGAACCAAACUAUGCUUAAGUGAAAUGAUUUUGGCGAAUCUUUAUGAAUUCUUGAGUGAGAGUGUAAAUCUUUUGAAAACCAUCAAAGACCAAGGUAAAAUCCAUUUGUCAGGACCUUUCUGGCUUUUACAAUUAUGGCUCAAUGCCACCUUUGAAGCUUCUCUUCCUGUAGAACAAGAAGUGGACGAAGAACAAGUGAAGGACAAAACUGUCGAAUGGCCUAGGUUGGUGCAACUAACGCCAACUGAUGAAGGAAUUAGCCUUCGACAAGCUUUCAAAAGUUAUGUCAUGAUGUUUGCCAAAAGGUAUCAUUUUACUUCGACCAUGGCACCCUUUGCUAGUAGGAAAAUUGGACCUGAAUGGUUUACCCAACAACUGCCCUUGGAAAUGCAGAAGGAUGAGAAUAUAUUUUUGGAUGUGUGGGAAUCCUUUUUAACCCCCAGGCUCCUUUUUUCCCAUCGUAACACAAUCAAAACCCAAAUAGCUUUGAUAGUCUACCAACCCAAUCUCGUUGCUAGACAGUUCGGCUUGAUCCAAAUAAAGCCUCGACCCAUCUUCCCGAAGAAAGGGUCUAUCAUUUUUUACAACUCCCUUCAUAAUGAAGAGGAAAGCAAAGAGCUGUCGAAGAAGCUGACUGAUGACUCUCUUGAUAUUCGACCAGUGAUCUUUCGACCAUCUUUUCUCUGUACUCUUGAGUUUGAUGAGUGGUGGAAGGAUUAUUAUUCUACCAGAUUUUUUGACGUAACGACUUUCACUACACAUUUAACAAAUGCUUUUGCUUUCGUGCAGGAUCGGACCAAAAAAGCCGUAAAGAUUCCUACCAAGAAAACUUCUGUCGAAGCGUCACCAAGUGCUGCUAAGAAACCUUCGACAAAGGUAAGUCGAAAAGCCCCACCAGUCCAAAAAAGAACGAAAGAAGAGGAGAAAGAAGAAAAGAGAGUUUCCAAUGAAGAAUCUGGUGAUGAAUCUCUAGAGCCAAACCCCCCUCCUCCUCAGAAGAAGAAAAUAAAAAAGGUCUCUUCCCAAAGAUCCAUUGUUAAGUCAGCUAACAAAGAUUCUCCAAGUACUCCAAUUGCCAAACUUCAGUCGAAGGAUACAGAGAGUGGGAAAUCUAGUCUUAAUACUGAGAUUCCUGAGACACAAUUGGAUGUCGAAGGGAACCCUGAGAAAACUCUGGAAAAGACAGUCCAAGAAGAGGAUGUCCCCAAAAAUGACCAUGACAGGCAGACUGUAGCAGAAUUCGACGCUCCAGCAAGUGAAGCUUCUGAAGACGAUUCUCCUCCUCAUCCAGGAUUAAAUGUUGCCAAUAAGGGUGAUGAUACUGACAUGGAGACUGAGGUCGAAGAUGACCAUGAAGAAGAAACUGCUAAAGAUAAGGAUGACCAGUCGAAACAACAAGAUGGUGGGCAAAUUUUAGGACGAAGCACUCAACCCGCUCCCGACCAGACCAAAGGAAGUGCCAUAUCAACUGGUUCGACUGGUUUCUCUCGUGAAGAGCUUGAGAGUCUCAAAGUGCAGAAACCCUUAGAAUAUCUGAAGGCCAUGCUUAGCGCUCGUUUUAAUUUUCAAGAUUCUUCGCAAAGCAGUUCGACUACCUCUGGGACCACUUCUGAAGCGCCAUCUCUCGCCAACGUUUUGACCAAGAUUAAGACGAAAAUCCUUGAUGUUGAUUUGUUCAAAGUUUUAGAAGAAAACGCCCUUGCUCAUAUUAAACUCAAGAAGAUUUUAAAACAAAUAAACGUCUUGGAAACUUCGGUUGAGGUUGGCAACCUUCAUCGUCAAAGAGAUCUCUCCCAGCAAAUCUCCACAAAAUCUGAGACUCAAGCUGCUGAAUGGGAUGCUGUUGCAACUUCGACUGACAAAGUUUCAAAGCUGCAGCAGCUUUCUGAAACUUAUAUCAAAGAAGUUGCUGCGUGUGAUGAUAAUAUCCAGAAAUGGGAGAAGCAAAUAACAGCUCUUCAAGAAAAAAUCUCCCAAGAGAAAAAGCGCAGAGCAUCCAUACAACAACCUAAGCAAAAUGAGAUUGACGACGAACUGAAGUCGAAUUAG
Messenger RNA from Lathyrus oleraceus (garden pea), 2937 nucleotides. RefSeq lists its product as uncharacterized. Lineage: Eukaryota; Viridiplantae; Streptophyta; Magnoliopsida; Fabales; Fabaceae. The coding region runs from base 1 to 2937 and encodes 978 amino acids. The record is from RefSeq and is a predicted model, not a curated record. The transcript has 6 exons. Gene Ontology annotation, biological process: meristem maintenance; meristem development.